CAUCGCGCUGCGGGGAGCCGCGCUACCGCCGGCAGGAAAUUCAGUCAUUGACAACUGAUGUUAUUCUGUGGUCUCUGUUUGUCCUGAGUAUCCAGAGAAACCAUGCCAUUUUUGGGCCAAGACUGGAGGUCUCCUGGAUGGAGGUGGGUUAAAACAGAAGAUGGAUGGAAACGAUUUGAACCUUUUGGAUCUGCGCUUCAGGGUGGAAACAGUCAGCUUAAUGACAUCAGUCACACUGUUAUCUUAACUGGCGGUGAUGAUGAUGAAAUGUAUGCUUCUGAGGACUGUGAAUUUGCAGCCAAGAAAAGGAAAAAAGAUCACUGUAGAAACAACACGGAUUCACAAUGUUUUUAUCGUGAAAAUUGGAUUUAUGUUCAUAAGGAAAGCACCAGAGAAAGACAUGGCUAUUGCACUUUGGGAGAAGCUUUUAAUCGCCUGGAUUUUUCAAGUGCAAUUCAGGACAUCAGAAGGUUCAAUUAUGUGGUCAAACUUUUGCAGCUGAUUGCAAAAUCCCAGUUGACAUCACUGAGUGGUGCAGCACAGAAGAACUACUUCAACAUUUUAGACAAAAUUGUGCGGAAAGUCAUGGAAGACCAUCAUAACCCACGAUUAAUCAAAGAUCUUCUACAGGAUUUGAGUUCCACUCUCUGUAUACUGAUCAGGGGAGUAGGAAAAUCCGUUCUGGUAGGGAACAUUAAUAUUUGGAUGUGCCGAUUAGAAACCAUCCGCUUGUGGCAACAGCAACUAAAAAACCUUCAGAUGAACAAGCAAGUCAACAAUGGUCUUACGCUCAGUGAUCUUCCUCUGCAUAUGCUGAGUAACAUCUUACACAGAUUUUCUGAUGGCUGGGACAUUAUUACGUUGGGUCAAGUGACCCCAACUUUGUACAUGCUCAGUGAAGACAGACAGUUGUGGAAAAAACUCUGCCAGUACCAUUUUGCAGAAAAGCAGUUUUGUAGGCAUUUGAUUCUGUCAGAGAAGGGUCACAUUGACUGGAAGCUGAUGUACUUUGCACUUCAGAAAUACUACCCAAAAAAGGAACAGUAUGGAGACACCUUGCAUUUCUGUCGACACUGUAGUAUUCUGUUUUGGAAGGACUACCAUCUUGCUUUGUUACUCAAGGAUUCGGGACACCCCUGCACAGCCAGUGACCCAAACACCUGCCUCACUCCAGUAUCUCCUCAGCAUUUCAUUGAUCUCUUCAAAUUUUGAGAUGCUCAGUAGCUGUUUUCCUGUGUUGUGGUCACUUUUUUUGUGAGGAGUCGGGCAGGACGUGUUAUGCUAUUUAUGCAGUGUAUUUGUUUUGUUGUGGCUCAAAAUGAGAUGGGGAGCUUAUCAGGCAGGUGUACUUGAAGUGGUGUUUUUCAGCAGAGAAAAGCUGAGGAGAGGACAUUAAGAACUCUUUGAAAAAUCUGUUGAUAAUUUUAAUCUCAAUUUUAAAUCCAUUUUGAUGCCUUAAUAACUGGUUAAAAUUAUGUGAGGGAAUUAUGAAGAUUUCAUGAAGUUAAACUAUCCUUUCAGGACCAAAUGACUUUUGUUGUUGCUGAUUGUUCUUCCUUCAGGCCACUGUUUCCAAAACAUUUCCACGUAACUUGCACUGUUAUAAAAAGCAGGCUAAUAAUUCCCUUGGAGUCAAACCAGUUACCAACAAGGCAUUAAUCAUUGUGAGCUAGUGAAUAAAGUGUAGCUGUGGGUGGACAUACAAAUAGAGGAAAUUGACCAAUUUUUAUAUAUAUGUUAUGCAAAAAUAUUUAUUUUCCUAAGAGGACUUUAUUAAAUCUGUAACCUAUCUCAGCAUAUUCCAUAACUGAAAACAGAGACGGGGCUACUGGAAGUGACUUCUGUACUUGUUGCUACAGCUUUCCUUUAGACUGCUCAGUAUGUCUACAAAUGCAACUGCAUCAAUUCAUCUUCUAAGAAGAAGACAGCAUUACUGGAAUUUAAUGACAGUGGAGUUGCCUGCUUCUAGACUACGGCAGGACACAGUGGGACAAACUGAGGCUCUAACCUGACUUUGCAAGCUGUGGAAAUCUUGGAAGUUAGUCUGAGCAGGAGCACCUUCUGCUAGGUGAAUCAGGAAAUAAAUUCCCUGGGAAGCAUCUUAUUCUAAUCUGUAGUGCAAAAGGAAUUGCCAAGCUUAAAGAGGUACAGGAAAAAAAUUGCAGGAAUUUUGGUUUUCUUGAUGAAAUUUAAUCAAUAAAAGGUAAUGUACAGAAAAAUAAAACUUACUCUAUUCUGCAGUUCCUUGUUCUGAAUCUAGUUUUGCACAGUGUAAUAAAUCAUGUUUUUUAUUACUCCUUCAAA
Molecule: messenger RNA, 2304 nt
Organism: Tympanuchus pallidicinctus (lesser prairie-chicken)
Lineage: Eukaryota; Metazoa; Chordata; Aves; Galliformes; Phasianidae
Gene: FBXO25
Product: F-box protein 25
Exons: 12
Coding region: 103-1212 (369 amino acids)
Biological process (GO): protein ubiquitination
Cellular component (GO): cytoplasm; SCF ubiquitin ligase complex; nucleus
Molecular function (GO): protein binding
Source: RefSeq, a predicted model, not a curated record